AUGUCUCGUCCGAAUACCCAUGCCUCGCCGUUUCAUCACGUGAAGUCUAAUAAGACAUCACAAAUGCCUUUGAAACUAGAGCGCCCAUACAAUGUGACCGUUAUCGGUUCAGGGAACUGGGGGACCACUAUUGCCAAAGUCGUGGCCGAAAACACACGUGAACAUCCAAGUUGUUUUGCGCCAACCGUUCAAAUGUGGGUUUUCGAAGAAAAAAUCGAUGGUAAGAAUUUGACUGAAAUUAUUAAUACUGAGCAUGAAAAUGUGAAAUAUUUACCAAAAAUCAAAUUACCGGAAAAUCUGGUUGCAAACCCUUCAUUGGAAGAUUCAGUGAAAGGUGCCGAUAUUUUAAUCUUUAAUAUCCCACAUCAAUUCUUGCCAAAUAUCGUUAACCAGUUGAAACCUCACGUUCUUCCCUCUGUACGUGCUAUUUCAUGUUUAAAGGGUUUCGAUGUGGGUCCUAAAGGUGUUCAAUUGUUGACCGAUUAUAUCACAGAUAAUUUAAACAUUCAAUGUGGUGCUCUUUCUGGUGCUAAUUUGGCUACCGAAGUCGCUUUAGAACAUUGGUCUGAAACUACAGUUGCCUACAACUUACCAUUUGAUUAUAGAGGUGAUGGUAAAGAUGUUGACCAUAGAGUCUUAAAAGCUCUUUUCCAUAGACCUUACUUCCACGUUUCCGUUAUUGAUGACGUUGCCGGUGUCUCAGUCGCUGGUGCUUUGAAAAAUGUUGUCGCUUUGGGUUGUGGGUUUGUUGAAGGUUUAGGAUGGGGUAAUAACGCCUCGGCGGCUAUCCAAAGAAUCGGUCUUGGUGAAAUCAUUAAAUUCGGUCUAAUGUUUUUCCCUGAAUCAAGCGUCGAAACUUAUUAUAAAGAGUCUGCAGGUGUGGCUGAUUUGAUCACCACUUGUUCAGGUGGUAGAAAUGUCCGUGUCGCCAAGAUGAUGGCUGAAACUGGUAAAUCCGCCAAAGAAUGUGAAGAGAUCUUAUUGAAUGGUCAAUCCGCCCAAGGUAUCAUCACUUGUGAAGAAGUUCAUGAAUGGUUAACCACUUGUGACAAAGUAGACGAAUAUCCAUUACUUGAAGCCGUCUACCAAAUCGUCUUCAAUAAUGUUCCAAUGGAAGAUAUCCCUGAGAUGAUUGAAGAAUUAGACUCUUUGACUGUUUUUGCUAAAAGUGAAAACAAGCCAACAACUGAAACGAAAAAAUGA
Henningerozyma blattae CBS 6284 is the source of this 1203-nucleotide messenger RNA. RefSeq names its product glycerol-3-phosphate dehydrogenase family protein. Gene Ontology annotation, biological process: glycerol-3-phosphate catabolic process; carbohydrate metabolic process. The record is from RefSeq and is a predicted model, not a curated record. Gene Ontology annotation, molecular function: glycerol-3-phosphate dehydrogenase [NAD(P)+] activity; protein homodimerization activity; NAD binding. Gene Ontology annotation, cellular component: nucleus; cytosol; glycerol-3-phosphate dehydrogenase (FAD) complex. NCBI's taxonomy places the organism in Eukaryota, Fungi, Ascomycota, Saccharomycetes, Saccharomycetales, Saccharomycetaceae. The coding region runs from base 1 to 1203 and encodes 400 amino acids. The transcript has a single exon.